AAAAUGCGACAACAGGAUGCUGGUGGCGUCAUCUAGGGAGUCGUCGAAGCAGACGAGGCGAUUUAUCGCUUGUGGUGUUCGUGCACGAUCUUUUCGCUGCCGCAUGGUGUGACUAGAGAUUCCGCAAAAAGCCACAAAAUGCCACAGAACGAAUACAUCGAACGUCACCGUAAACUGUACGGUCGGAGGCUCGAUUAUGAAGAGCGUAAACGUAAACGAGAGGCGCGUGAGCCCCACAAGAGGGCCGAGAAGGCACGCAGCCUUCGGGGUAUCAAAGCCAAGAUCUUCAACAAGGAGAGGCGAAAUGAAAAGAUCCAGAUGAAGAAGAAGAUCAAGGCUCACGAGGAGAAGAAGGUCAAGGAGAAGAGCGAAGCAGCACCUGAGGGUGCUCUUCCCGUUUAUCUCCUGGAUCGUGAUGUCACACAGCGCUCGAAGGUCCUCUCCAACAUGAUCAAACAGAAGAGGAAGGAGAAGGCAGGCAAGUGGGACGUACCGAUACCCAAAGUCAAGGCACAAUCAGAGUCUGAGGUCUUCAAGGUUGUUAGGUCUGGAAAAACGAGACGAAAGUCGUGGAAGAGAAUGGUCACAAAGGUGACGUAUGUUGGAGAGAAUUUCACGAGGAAACCACCGAAGUUUGAGAGGUUCAUCAGGCCCAUGGCGUUGAGAUUCAAAAAAGCACACGUCACACAUCCCGAGUUGAAAGCCACAUUUUGUCUGCCGAUUAUUGGAGUGAAGAAGAAUCCGAGCUCGGCGAUGUAUACGUCGUUGGGAGUUAUUACUAAAGGAACUGUUAUUGAAGUUAAUAUCUCGGAGUUGGGGUUGGUGACGCAGUCGGGGAAGGUCGUCUGGGGGAAGUUUGCCCAGGUUACGAAUAAUCCGGAGAAUGAUGGCUGUAUUAAUGCGGUUUUACUGGUUUAGAGAUAAGGCUUUGUAGAAUUUGAGUUUGUAAUUAAUGCGGAGUGAUGGAGGUAAUAAAAAGAUGGUUUUAUAAGAA
This is a messenger RNA of Diachasmimorpha longicaudata, 994 nucleotides long. RefSeq names its product ribosome biogenesis protein NSA2 homolog (gene Ip259). Gene Ontology annotation, cellular component: nucleolus; preribosome, large subunit precursor. The transcript is spliced from 2 exons. The coding region runs from base 139 to 918 and encodes 259 amino acids. The record is from RefSeq and is a predicted model, not a curated record. NCBI's taxonomy places the organism in Eukaryota, Metazoa, Arthropoda, Insecta, Hymenoptera, Braconidae. Gene Ontology annotation, biological process: maturation of LSU-rRNA; maturation of 5.8S rRNA.